Messenger RNA from Exophiala spinifera, 1827 nucleotides. RefSeq lists its product as uncharacterized. Gene Ontology annotation, molecular function: dipeptidyl-peptidase activity. Lineage: Eukaryota; Fungi; Ascomycota; Eurotiomycetes; Chaetothyriales; Herpotrichiellaceae. The transcript has 6 exons. Bases 1 to 1827 code for a protein of 608 amino acids. The record is from RefSeq and is a predicted model, not a curated record.
AUGGCGACCAAGUUCUGCGUCGGUGGCAUCGAGGUCGCUUUCAGACCAGCGAACCGAGACUUUAGCACGCGCUGGAAGGAUUUCGGUCCCUCCAAGGAAGUGCUUCCGAAGGGAUGGCGGAAAGAGCCAGGUCGUCGCCCUCUGGACAGUGACCUGAUCUUCGAAAGGGAUGUGGCCGUUAUUCUGCGAGAUGGGUGUAAGAUCUAUAUGGACGUCUUUCGACCCCCCUCUUCGGACAGCACGCCAGUCGCAGCUAUUGUGGCGUGGAGUCCGUACGGGAAACAAGGUAACGGCUUUCAGAGUCUUGAUCGUGUCCCCUGGCGGGCUGGGAUUCCAAAAGACUGGACGAGUGACCUUGAGAAGUUUGAGGCUCCAGAUCCUGCCGAAUGGUGUCCACGAGGCUACGCGAUCGUCAAUGUCGACCCUCGCGGCACCUUUGAUUCGGAAGGAGAUCAGGUUGCCCAAGGAACGCAAGAAGGUCGAGAUGGAUACGAUACUGUCGAAUUCAUUGCUUCACACUCUUGGUGCAAUGGCGCCGUUGCCUUUGCUGGCAAUUCGUGGCUCGGAAUCUCUCAGUGGUUCAUUGCGGCCGAAAGACCGCCUCAUCUGAAAGCUAUUGCUCCUUGGGAGGGUUUAGCUGACAACUACAACGAGAUGAUCGGCAGAGGAGGCAUUCCAAACCCUUCAUUCGUAGACUAUCGGGGCGAGGGCUACUGCGGCUUCCUCGAAAUAAUAACAGGCAAGAAGAGUCGUGAAGAUCUCGGAGCGAUGAUUCGCAAGUAUCCGCUCUUCAAUGAAUACUGGGCGGAUAAACGCGCCAAACUUACUCAAAUCAAAGUCCCUGUAUACGCCCUGGCCAGCUUCUCGAGUGGUAUACACACUUUGGGCUCAAUCAAGGGUUUCUUGUUCUCAUCGACAAAAGAUAAAUGGCUUCGAAUUCACCAUACGCAAGAGUGGUAUGACCUUUAUCAAAAAUCGGCAAACGACGAUCUCCAAAAGUUCUUCGACCGCUACCUCUACGGGAAAGACAAUGGCUGGGAGUCAACACCCAGGGUCCGGCACAGCUUGCUCGGUUUCAACAUCCCUUCGGUCGUGGAUCGCCCUGAGGCUGUCUAUCCACCUUCCUAUGUCAAGCACAGAACUUUCUACUUGAAUAGCAAAUUUGCAGCUCUGGACGAGAGCGGUCCACCCGCCGAGCCUUCAACAUCAAGCUACACCUCUGACUCCUGGGACGACGAUGGCGCACACUUCACUUUCACAUUCAGAGAAUAUACCGAACUGAUCGGGUUUUCCCAAGCUAGAUUAUACGUUUCUUGCGCCGAGACGGACGACCUUGAUGUCUACGUAAUCGUUCGCAAAUUGGAUGCCGACGGACAGCCCUUGAAGCACAUCAACAUUCCCCUCGAAAGUCUCCCCACAGGAACCACCCCUGACGACGUCCCGGAUCUUAAUAUCUUCAAGUACCUCGGGCCCAAUGGCAGACUUCGAGCCUCACAUCGCCAGCUGAGCACCGAUCCAAGCAUCUCUGCAGAGCAAAAUGCUAUGCUUGCUCCCGCAGUUGCCUACCAUGCGCACGACAAGGAGGAAAAGAUCCCUCCAGGUCAAAUCGUGUGCCUUGACAUUCCGUUAUGGCCCUCUGGAAUUAUUUUCCAGCCAGGGGAGUCCAUGCGGCUAGAAAUUAAGGGUCAUGAGGUGACAUUGCCAGAGUUUCCGCAGUUGUAUCGCGCAGGCGAGAAUCGCAACCGUGGGAAGCACGUCAUAUACUCCGGAGCAGAACACCCAUCCUCGAUCGUGGUAUCCUUGGCUACAGGUCAGCCUUCCAAGUAG